CACUGCUACAAGACGUCAGGGGGAAAAGCAAAGGACAUGGAAUCCCUCUCAGAGUGCACUUCUUUGCAGUGACCACUUCAUGGAGGCUGAUUUUGAACCAUAUCGUGAACGCAGAAUGCUGCGUGAGGGAAGUAUCUCAUCAUGGUUCAUGUUCCCCGAGCAGACAAAACCAGUGGCACGCAAAAAUCCCCAAAAGCGUGUUGGCCCAUGCACAACUCCGCCCAAGCCAAAGCAUGUCAGGCGCCUGCUUCUCGGGCAGCCACACCAGCCCGCUCCAGAGGAGGCACGGGUGUAGCCUGCCCCAGAGGAGGUGUUGCUGCAGUCUGCUCCAGAGGAGGCAUUGCUACAGCCUGCCUCAAAGCUGCAACAGCUUCAGUCUGCACCAGAGCAGCAACUGCUACAGCACACGCCAGUGAAGCUUCAACAUCACCCAGGUGGCCCAGAGCAUAGCUAUAGCGCAAUUUGUAACAACUCGACACAUUUCAAGUCUGAGUGCCCUCAAAGAAAGCCGGAUCGUCGAUGCCGAGCUUCUCGAGGUGAUCCGAUCUCGAUUUGAAAACCCAAUGGUGUCAGCGCUUUUCACCAACGAAGUUGUCAAUGGUGGCAGGAAGAAGCGAAGUGGCCAGAGGUAUUCAGAAAAAAACUCUGCCUCACCUUCCACUACUAUUCUCCGAGAGCAUGUAGGUUCCCCUCAAAGAACUUCUCCCUGCGGGGUGCAACAUCGUUACGAGAGUGGACGAGAAGCGUCAGCUGUGAGGUGGGCGUCCUCCACGAGGUGCGACAGACACUGUGCUGUGGAGUGACAACCAACAAAAUUGACCCUAACUGCUGUUUGAUGGUCGAUGAGAUGGCGAUACGGAAGGCGAAGGUGUACUCGCAACCCAAAGAUAAGUUCGUUGGUCAUGUUGAUCUGGGUGCAGGGGACGUGGAAGACACGAGAUUGGCAAAAAAUGCCCUAGUGUUCAUGGCCGUUGGUCUCAAAGUGUGUGGCGCCACCCUGCCGCCUACUUUCUCACAGACCACAUUUCAAGAGACUCGGACAGAACUGGCCAAGACUGUCCUGUGUGCUUUGGGCGACGCAGAACUGAAGGUGCGAUCGUUCUUGGCCGAUGGACUCCAAGCCAACCUGUCCAUGUUCGGCCACUUGGGCGUUCAGAACCUGCAGCCAAAACAACUUCAGCUUCCCAUUGUUUCUAACUACUUCCUGCAUCCUGCAACCAACCAGAAGGUGUAUGUUCUGCAGGAUGUGGUGCACAUGCUGAAACUGCUACGAAACCUCCUUGGUGAAUACAAGAGCCUUCAACUGGAUGGUGAAGAGGUAUCCUGGGGGUAUAUUCAAGCGCUGUACGACCCGCAGCACAGCGAGGGUAUCCGGGCGGCCAACAAGCUCCCUCGCCGGCACGUCCAGUACGAAAAGAACAAAAUAAAAGUUAAGCUUGCUGCCCAGCUGUCCAGCAACUCGGUGGGCAAAGCUCGGCUGUACCUAGAAGAGUCGGGCCACCAUGAGUUCACCGGAGUGGGGGCAACGGGGCGCCUCAUCCUGCUUGUUGAUCAGGCAUUCGACUACCUCAACAGCAGCAACCCCUACGUGAAGGUCUUCAAGACUCCUGUAGCUGCCAACAACUUAAUGCUACGACGUGAGUUUUUGGCCGACUUCAGUUCCGUGCUGUUCCGGCUGCAGACAGCAUCAAGCGAACCGGUACUGUAGACGCGACGCUUCACCUCGGUCCUGGGUCUCUGUCUCGCGACGCAGACCAUCAUGGACGUCACUGAGGCCCUGCUGGAGGAGGGGUUCGUCCAUGUACUGUCAUACAGGAUGUCCCAAGACCAUCUAGAGCUGCUGUUCGGCCGGAUCCGACGUACGGGCGGCUUCAACAACAACCCGAACGUGGCCCAACUGCAACAUGCCAUGCGCAGACUCAUACUACACAGCUUCAUAUCGCCAUCUACCACCGGGAGCUGCACGUCACGGGAUGACGGUGACGACGGCCUGCUCCUGAUCCGUCGUCCAAAACGGCAGCGCCCGACGCUCAGUGAGAGUGGCCCCAUGCCGGCGGUCGUGCAGCAUCUCCUCACGACGGAGGACACCGGCUCGGGGUUCGUUGGCAACUGUGUUGGCUACAUCUGCGGCUAUGUGUGCCGCAAGCUGAUGGAAACGAGCGCUGUCGGGUGUGGUGAGUGCAUUGGUGCACUUCUGUGCAACGAGGACGGUCCUCCGUCGCAUGAAGUGAUGGGUUUCGUAAAAGUGCGGGACGACGGCGGACUGCUCAUCCCGUCGGCGUCGGCGUACGCGAUCGUCACGGCAGCUGGGCGGCAUUUGACCGCUUUGCAUAAGUGUGGUAGGAUGGACCGAGCUAAACUGUUACUGAGUAUCAAGUGCGGUGUCCUGGCACAGUUAAUGACUGAACGCAGCCACGAACUGUUCCCUGGUGUGCAAGACGACAUGUUCGAGCCGCGAGCGGAUGAGUGCCAUGCUGUGGUAAUGGUAAAACAGAUCGUGGCCAGGUAUCUGCGUGUCCGCCUCCAUGCCUAUGGACAAAAUGCUACAGUGAGUGGAAUGUUCCGUACCCAUGUGAGGCACAAACUGUACAAGCAGGUGCUCUUUGCGCACCAGUAGUCAAAUACAUCAGUAGAUAUCUGUGCUGGUGACCGCAAGUAGAUUUACUAGUUACAUUGUUUUGGGGCUAUAAGGUGCGUGGACACGCAAGUCCUGUGCAUUAGCAUCGUUAGUAGCACGGUGUACAUACUCUGAACAAAAUGAUAUACUACGCGUAGUUUUGGGGCUGUAAUGUGUGUCGGCGUGUAAGUCCUGUGUAUCGACGUUGUCAAUAGUACGGCGUACAUAUUCUGAA
Molecule: messenger RNA, 2852 nt
Organism: Pollicipes pollicipes
Lineage: Eukaryota; Metazoa; Arthropoda; Thecostraca; Pollicipedomorpha; Pollicipedidae
Exons: 3
Coding region: 836-1708 (290 amino acids)
Source: RefSeq, a predicted model, not a curated record